Messenger RNA from Syzygium oleosum, 1408 nucleotides. RefSeq lists its product as uncharacterized. NCBI's taxonomy places the organism in Eukaryota, Viridiplantae, Streptophyta, Magnoliopsida, Myrtales, Myrtaceae. The transcript is spliced from 3 exons. Gene Ontology annotation, molecular function: ubiquitin-protein transferase activity. Bases 77 to 1090 code for a protein of 337 amino acids. Gene Ontology annotation, cellular component: CCR4-NOT complex. The record is from RefSeq and is a predicted model, not a curated record. Gene Ontology annotation, biological process: protein ubiquitination.
GCCUCCGUUGCCGCCUCCGUUGCCUCGCAGGGCUUUUCGAUUCGAAGCCGAGAGGGAGAGGUUGAUAGGAAGUGGAAUGCAGCAGCUGCUCGUGGAAUCGUCGGCGGGGAUGGUUUCCGACUCGGUCGCGAACGCUUCGUCCCUUCCUUCGGUCCCCAUCUCCAAGGAUUUCGCCAAGAAGAAGAGGGCCAACAGGUCGGCGAAGUUGAAGCAAUGCAAGCUCGACGCCCGGCGGGAGCAGUGGCUUUCUCAGGUGAAGAAGAAAGAAGGAAAGGUGGAGGCUUGGGACGGCUGUCAUGGGCAGCGAAAUGGAAGUUAUUGCUCGAUGGGGAAUGCGAACAUGAGGAGGACGGUAGAUGAGGAGGAGCAUUACGGGUCAUUCAGCCGUGAGAGUGAUUCGGAGCUUCGGUUGAACAGCCCUGUCGGUUUCGACGGUGCGCUGGGGAAACAUGAAUCGGGGUCCAGCUACGGUGGUAGCAGCACCAGCUGCAGCAGCAGCAGCGCCGGUUGCUGUUCAGGGAGUAUUACGGAAGAGGAGGAUGGGGAUGAUGAGUGCUUGGAUGAUUGGGAAGCGGUGGCUGAUGCCUUGGCUGCCAACGAAAGCUGCAAGACUCCACCACCCUUUGACCCGUAUCCGGAAGAGGAACCUAUUGGAAGAUCGCAGUCUUGUGGUGUGAUCCCAAAUGAGACUGAAAGAUCAGCAUGUGAGGGUUUGAGAACGGGUUCAAAGUUUGCUCUAGUGAAUUCCCGAGCAUGGAGACCUGACGAUGCUUAUCGGCCGCUGAGUCUGCCUAAUUUGUCGAAGCAACACUGUUUUGACAAUUCAAAUUGGCGUCAUGGUAAUGGAGGAGUCCCCUGGUUUUGCCCAGGUGUCUUGCCGGUCCCUACUUCUUGUCCCAUUUGCUAUGAAGAUUUGGACUUAACAGACUCUAGCUUCAUGCCUUGUUUUUGUGGGUUCCGUCUAUGUCUUUUCUGCCAUAAGAGGAUUCUCGAGGAGGACAGCCGUUGCCCAGGUUGCAGAAGGCCCUACGAGCAGGAUCCUGUAAAAGCAGAGGGGACUUUGCAAAGUGGCCUUCGAACUACCCGUUGACUCAUUUUUACAACAACGCGAAGAUCUUAGGAAUUCUGUGCUGUUAUACACAACGUAUCUGGUCUGUCCUUCUCUGAUGUCUGUUCAGCCUUUAACUAGGUCUAAGGUCUGAUUUUCAUGGACGUUCUCACGUGGUUUUUGAGUAUCUGAGUUGAGUUGCUUCUCUCGAGAGUGAGUUAGGUUAUUCUUACCUGUAACAAGCAUGUCCUGUUGUAGAGGACUCGUUUUGCUAUGUGAAUACGCGAGGUGAUAUAGAAAUUUCAAAAAGCGUCAAUGGGGUUCUUUUCAUCAAAUAGAUCCUUUUCCCUUCUAAUUCUA